GUGAUGGUUGGCAGCUACUUGCUUCAGCCAAUAAAAUUAGUCUACAAAGUUUCAAUUAGAUACUCAAGGUUUAUAUCGGCGGCAAUUAUGUAGAAACUUGUAAGUUUUGCCAAUGGAAAACAGGAAAGUCUAGGAAGGAAACGGAUAUUUCUUUUCUGAUAGAACUUCCUAAAUUAUUUUAGUUCUGUACUAACCUUUGGUUGUUGAUGUUUAUUUGAUACUGCAGGAAAAAGCAAUACGAGGAGGAAGAUUGCAAUAGGAGUUGGAGUAGCCGUGGGUGGCUUGGUUGCUGUAGGCUUGCUCUGCCUUCAAUGGUACAAGCACGGUAAGAGGAAGCAGCAUUUGACCUCUUCAAUCCUGCUUGGCCCAACUGCCUCUUCUGAGUCAUCCUUCAACAGAGGCCCCGAAUUGGGCAGCUCACAAUACCAGACCCCCAUCUUCUCAUACGAGGAGCUUGACGAGGCCACUAACGGCUUCAGUACCUCCAGAGAACUUGGUGGCGGCGGCUUUGGUAUUGUUUACCAAGGUACAAAAUACUUCGUAUCUGACUUCAACUAAUUUCUGGUCUUCCUUGCUAUAUAUUCAAACUAAUUCAUACCUAUAUUGCAUAACUGUAUCCAGUAAUGAGCUCUAUCAGCACAAACUGAUGCUUUGCUUUUCUACAGGAAAGCUCCGAGAUGGGCGUGUAGUCGCAAUCAAGCGACUAUACAACCACAACUUGAAGCAUGUCGAGCAGUUCAUGAAUGAGGUUGAAAUCCUCUCACGCCUUCGCCACCAGAACCUUGUCUCCCUCUACGGCAGCACCUCGUGCCGCAGUCGUGAACUCCUACUUGUGUAUGAGUUCGUGCCCAAUGGCACUGUCGCGGAUCACCUCCAUGGCUCCCGUGCACAUGACCUAGCACUUUCAUGGCCCAUCCGUAUGAGCAUUGCCAUUGAAACAGCUGAAGCACUCGCCUACCUCCAUGCCGUCGAACCACAAGUUAUACACCGGGAUGUCAAGACCAGCAACAUCUUGCUUGACAGCAGCUUCCACGUGAAAGUUGCUGAUUUUGGACUGUCACGGCUCUUCCCACUCGACGCCACCCAUGUAUCUACUGCUCCGCAAGGCACCCCUGGUUAUGUUGAUCCUUUCUACCACCAGUGCUACCAGCUCACGGACAAGAGUGAUGUCUAUAGCUUUGGGGUAGUACUGGCAGAGCUCAUAUCAGCAAAACCGGCUGUCGACACCAAUAGGACACUUCAUGAGAUUAAUUUGUCCAACAUGACAAUUAGUAAGAUCCAGAAUUGCCAACUGGAGCAGCUGGUGGAUCCAAUUCUCGGGUAUCAGUCAGAUUGGGAGAUGAAGACGAUGAUCACCGUGGUGGCUGAGCUAGCAUUCAGGUGCUUGCAAUUAGAGAGGGAGAUGAGACCAACAAUUAAGGAGGUUCUGGAGGUGUUGAGAGAUAUAGAGAGUGGAGAGUAUAAGACCAAGAAAGUGGUGGAGGCUGAUGUUCCAGUGAAAGAAGACGCCAGCUUGCUGAAAAAUGCUCUACCUUAUUCCCCGGAUUCUGUUACAGGGAGAUGGGAAAGCAGGUCGACAACACCUCCCACUAGUGAGUGAGGUACCAUUCUUCGCCCCGGAUACUUGGACUCACCUGAUAUUGUACCACAAUAUUAAUUAAUGCAGAAAGAACUGGAGAAGUUUUAUCCAUCAUUUA
Molecule: messenger RNA, 1697 nt
Organism: Elaeis guineensis (African oil palm)
Lineage: Eukaryota; Viridiplantae; Streptophyta; Magnoliopsida; Arecales; Arecaceae
Source: RefSeq, a predicted model, not a curated record